Macroventuria anomochaeta is the source of this 429-nucleotide messenger RNA. RefSeq lists its product as uncharacterized. Bases 1 to 366 code for a protein of 121 amino acids. The record is from RefSeq and is a predicted model, not a curated record. The transcript is spliced from 2 exons. Lineage: Eukaryota; Fungi; Ascomycota; Dothideomycetes; Pleosporales; Didymellaceae.
AUGUCCGUAACCACGACCUCCAACCCCAUAACCUACGCCUCCGCCGCCGUACUCAGAGACUACGAGCUCACCCAUUCCUCAUCCGACGAUUCGCUCGACACGAGUCUCAACGCACAUCCAGCUCCAUCAUCACAAUCGAAUAACCCCGCAGACUGGCCCACAGAGCAUCGCCGUGUCCCGGCGUACCGGCCGGUGAAUACGGAGCUUGAUCAGAGUGAGAGACGAGUUUAUCAGAAUCCGAUUGAGAGGGUGUUUAUUGGGACGAUGUUUACUGGCGUGUUUUUGCAGUCGACAGCAUCAAAGGUAUGGCGCGCGACUGCUGGGAGAGUUUGGGAUGUGGGUUACAAGCUUGGUGGAGAGUGGUGAGGGAGGAUCGAGGCUUGUAGGGAUGGAUGGCUUCGUGAGCAAGUUCGUAUAGGCUUGUUGAUG